AUGCAUGUGGCAGUGGUAGCAGCCGAGGUGAUACUGCUCCUAAGCAUGGGAUGGACAUCAGACUCUCUCUGCUCACCCACUGUUUUUUACAGAAACUGCUGGAUCCGCCGCUUCCCAGGUCUUCAAAUUGUUUUGGAAGAGUCUCAGAAGCUGGGAGCCCAGUUCUUGAAAUAUUAUUCUGAGAGCACUGGCCAGAAGUGCAGUAGGAGCUGCUGUCUUAGGAAAGAUGUUUCCUGUAAUUUGGCUGUCUUCUUCUAUGAUCCUAUUCAUGACAAUGUCAACUGCCUACAUAUUCACUGCCCAACCUUGGAGAGCUGCAUAUUAGAGCCCGGGACCAGUGCCAUUUUGUACAACAUAACAGAUGGUAUGGAUCCAGAUUUGCUGGUUUUUGAGCAAUCACCUCCCACAUAUCUAAACACCCGUUCUUCAUCUGAUAGGUGGGAUAGACUAAGGAUUCUAAAAGCUAUGAAUUUAGAUAAUAAACAACAAACUACCACGAUAAACCGUAUGUUGCCAUCAACAGAGGCUCCAUCAUCAGCCCCACAUCAAGAUUUGGUUGUAAACACAAACAGUACCGGUUAUUCCAAGGAAUUAACAACAGAUCUUUGGGCAAGGUUCAUUUCCCUGAAUGACUCCAUUACCACCAAGGUAAAUAUGGUGUCACCAAGCACUGACUUAAUCAGUGAUCCAGACAAUCAGACUGUUUCUCCUUUCUUUGUGCCCAUCGACACAAAGCUUUCUCUUAUGCCUAUUCCAUCCCGACUCAACAGUAGCAAGCAAUUACUAAAUAAAACCAAGGGGUACAACAGCAGAAACCAGACAUCUGAAAAUGAAGAAGAGACACUUAAUGGGGCACCUGUGACUUCAAAGACCUGGCUGGCUUCUGUGGCCUUAUGCACCUCUGUCCUCUUUCUUUGCUGUUGUAUGGUCAUCCUGGCAACCAGAUGCUGUCGAAAGCAACAGGGCCAGUAUAAACCAGGACAGCAAAAGUCAGGAUCCAAGCAAAGUAAAAAAUAUAAUAUGCUAAAAGACAACUCUUAA
Marmota flaviventris (yellow-bellied marmot) is the source of this 1041-nucleotide messenger RNA. It is a transcript of the gene Mansc4, whose product is annotated as MANSC domain containing 4. NCBI's taxonomy places the organism in Eukaryota, Metazoa, Chordata, Mammalia, Rodentia, Sciuridae. Gene Ontology annotation, biological process: epidermis development; extracellular matrix organization; epithelium development. Gene Ontology annotation, cellular component: plasma membrane. Gene Ontology annotation, molecular function: serine-type endopeptidase inhibitor activity. The record is from RefSeq and is a predicted model, not a curated record.